This is a messenger RNA of Psylliodes chrysocephalus, 471 nucleotides long. NCBI's taxonomy places the organism in Eukaryota, Metazoa, Arthropoda, Insecta, Coleoptera, Chrysomelidae. The record is from the annotation of a GenBank genome assembly.
AUGGCCAACAUAGUAGAGAAGAAAUGGAAUAACAUAGAGAAUGCCAUAAAAACAUCAACUGAGAAAAAUAUAAAUAAGAAAAAAACGCAGAAAAGAAAGAAAUGGUUAGAUAAUGAAUGUGAUGAAGAAAUUAAAAAAAAAACACACAAACUGAGAGAAAAAUACAUACAAACAGUAAGUUUAAAACAAAACAUAACGAAUAAAGGAAAAAGUACAAGACAUUUUCAGUUGCCUGAAUUACCAUUGAAUGAAAAAAUUAAUCCCAAAAAAUUGGUAAAUUUUAAAACAUUACUUCAUACACAUUUUGGAGAAGACUGGGAGAAAGAUGUGAAUUUAAACUGGUACAAAAAUAUUCUUGACAACACUCCUACUGGUAACAACGGUGGAAAGACUCAGUCAGAUAACGAAGAGGAACCUCCAGAAGAUGAAGAGUGUGACUGUCUUGAUGAUGAACAAGCAAUACAUAUAUAA